GGCAUUACUUUAAAGUCAAAAUGGGACAGGCAGCUGUGUGUGUAUUGACAGAGUUGCUGGGCUCCACAAAGAGGCUGAAUGUGAACUACCAAGACCAAGACGGUUUUUCAGCACUUCAUCAUGCGGCUCUCACUGGCACUACUGACCUCUUGUCUCUGCUGUUGGAGGCACAGGCCACCGUGGACAUCAAAGACAGCAAUGGUAUGCGUCCAUUGCACUAUGCUGCCUGGCAGGGGAAGGCUGACUCUGUACUUAUGCUGCUGAGAGCCGGAGCUUCUGUGAAUGGGGCUUCACAAGAUGGACAGAUCCCUCUCCACCUGGCUGCACAGUACGGACACUAUGAGGUGUCUGAAAUGCUACUACAACACCAGUCCAACCCCUGUGUUGUCAACAAGGCAAAGAAGACCCCUCUGGACCUGGCCUGUGAGUUUGGCAGACUCAAGGUGACCCAGCUGUUGUUGAGCAGUAACAUGGUGGUAGCUCUCUUAGAGGGGAACAGCAGGGAUAACACCCCCCUGCAUCUUGCUGCCCGCAACGGUCAUAAGGACAUCAUCAGACUGCUGCUAAAAGCUGGGAUUGACAUCAACAGAACCACUAAAUCUGGAACGGCUCUGCAUGAGGCUGCCCUCUACGGGAAAACGGAAGUAGUAAAAUUAUUGCUUGAUGCUGGGAUUGAUGUGAACAUCCGCAACACCUACAAUCAAACAGCCUUGGACAUUGUGAACCAGUUCACCACUUCACAUGCCAGCAAAGAAAUCAAACAACUCCUUAGAGAUGCCAGUGGAGCAUUACAGGUGAGAGCUUUGAAGGACUACUGGAAUCUUCAUGACCCCACUGCACUCAACAUCCGGGCAGGAGAUAUAAUCAUGGUCUUAGAGCAGCACAUGGAUGGACGCUGGAAAGGACACAUCCAUGACAUUCAGAGAGGCACUGACUGUGUGGGAUUCUUCCCUCCCUCCAUCGUGGAAGUAAUCAGUCGCAGAUCAGGGGGCGUUCUCUCCCGGCAGGCCUCACUGCCCAUCCAGAGACAUCACAUUCUGUCCAGAGCCCUGCCCUCACAAAGUUUUCAUCACACCUCUCACACUGAUGACUCCUACACCUUAUACUCAUCCACCCGUCCUGUACUGUCUCACCACAACGGGCUGGAUCAGCACCCAGGUGCGAUUCCCGACAGUCCCAGUGCCCUGUGUAAGCCAGCUAGUCCCAAAGAGCCAGAGGAUAUUUGGGUCCUCAGGACCUCUCUUAAUGCAGGUGACAGGAACAGUGUGGGCAGUGCAGGCAGCAUGGGCAGCAGUCGCAGUGCUGGCAGUGGACAGAGCACUGAGGGAAAUAAUGGACCCAAUCAGUCACCGUCUGCUGUCCAGGACACCACCAAGCUGCCUCCCUCUGCUGGAGAACUGGUGGAACAGUGCAGUCAGGCCCCUGACCCCGCAAAACAGACGGACCCUCAUUCAGGUGCUCUUGGACAGAGGAUUCCACUGAGCAGCUCCAGACCUGGAGAACAUCAUGUCAUACACCCACAGCAACUUCUAGAUGGCAAGGAUGCUGAGGCUAUUUACCAGUGGCUCUGCGAGUUUCAGCUUGAGCAGUACACAUCUAAUUUCCUCACAGCUGGCUAUGAUGUGCCCACAAUCAGCAGAAUGACCCCUGAGGAUCUCACCGCUAUUGGCGUUACAAAGCCUGGCCACCGCAAGAAGAUCUCCACGGAGAUCGGCUACAUGAAUAUCCCAGAAUGGUUGCCGGAUUACAUUCCAUCUGAUAUUGGGAAGUGGCUCAGUGCUAUUGGGCUGCCACAAUACCAGAAAAAGCUAGCGGAGAAUGGUUAUGACUCCAUCAACAUAGUGCAGGAUAUCACAUGGGAGGAUCUACAGGAAAUUGGUAUCACUAAACUGGGCCAUCAGAAAAAGCUGAUGCUUGCUGUUAAGAAGCUGAGUGACGUCCAGAAGGCUCGUAAGAACCAGACUGAAGGGCAGGCAUUGCUACAGCGCAGGAGACUUCCUCCCGCCCUCGAGCUGGUGGCCAUCGAGCAUCACGACAGCUCUGAAUGCCCCUCAUCACCUCUCUCACCAAAGAUGCUCACCUUCCAGGACAGUGAGCUGAGCAUUGAGCUACAGAACGCCAUGGCUCGCAGCGGAUACGGUGGAGGCCAAGAUGGUCUCGGAAACAUGAGUGGAACAGCCAUGCGUCUUAGUCAAGAAAGCAUUGGUACACGGUCAGGAGGGUCGGGACGGUCGCAAGAGUGUCCAAUGGCAUCGGUAUCCCCCAACAGCCACUCACAAGAGAGCCUGGGCAGCAUGGGCAACAGUCCCAUCAAGGAACAAUAUGCCAUUAGGGAAUCUCAGGAUAGAAGCCAAAUAUCACCUGUCAAAAUGGCGCCAGUGUUGCCGCUACAACCUCAUCAGCCCACAUCUGGCAGUCCAGCAAGGACACCACCCAUAACCACUAGUAAAAUAGCACGUUUUGCAUAUCCACCCGUCCUCACCAAACCUAGACCGGUGGUUUCUCCCUCUCAGCCCCAUCAUGGAUCACCUCUUCAGAGGGGCUUUAGCUACCUGCAGCAUCAAAACUGCAACGCCAACAUUGGAAGCCCAAGUCCAAUCAGAGCCAUGCAGCCAAAUGGGGACACAUUGCGAUCCAAAAAACGGACUCAGAGUCUUUCACGCUAUGCUAUGUCGGAUGGAGAGAAUGAAAAAGAUGACAUCUCAGCUCCUUCGAUAACUUCCACCAAUGUGGCAUCUUAUGCCACGCUUACUCGCAAACCCAGCCGCAGCCAACCGUCUUACAGUUCCAGUGAGCAUCAAGUGGGCCGCAGUCAUUCCUUCGCCAUAUGUGCCAAGAGGAAAGGUCCUCCUCCUCCCCCUCCAAAGCGACUAAGCUCUGCCCCGAAUGGGGUCACUACAAGUGAGGUUGAAACGAAGAGCGCAGGAAGUGUCAGAAGCAUUGCAUCCAGGCUGGAGAACAGUACAGGAAGCCCCAACAAGACAUGCAACAGCCCUGUUUUUAAAGCCAUGUCCCCAGCCAUCUCACCAAAAAAUAUGGAAAACUGUAGGAGGACUACUAGUGAAUCUUCCGUGUAUGAAACGAAGCAUGGUGGAGAAAAUCCUGCUGGUAAAAACAUCAGCCCUCUGAGGAACCAACAAGGUUCAACAUCCUCACAGGAGAGCAUACCUUUCGCUGAAGAGGGCAAAGUUACCAUCAAACAAAGGACCAAAAUAGCAUCCGCUAAGAUAGAGUCUGAGGCCGGUGUUGAAAUUCUGAAGCUGGCACAAUCUAUCAGAUCAUCCCUAGAGGUGCCUGAGUUUAACUUAAAGGAAUCAGACACAGUCAAAAGGAGACACAAGCCAAAAGAACUGCAGAUGAAAGGUCAGGGCACCAGCACAGAAAUAGGAAAUGAGAAGGCCACAGAGACCGAGAUGGUCUCGCAAUGCAUGCAGAAUGGUGGAUUGACAAAAAAUCCUUAUAAAUAUGGCCUCUCUCUGAAACCAGGAUCUCCACAUAAACCUCCCACCCCUUCUAAGCCCACACGCCAUUCUACUGCAGCAAACUCAGGACGGACAGUCAGUGUCGUACAGAGCGUGGCCUUUGCCGUCUCACCUCCAUGUAGUCCUCUGGCUCGCUGUACACUAAACAAAGCACCUCAAGGUCAGUCUGUACUGGCAGGAAAGUCACAGGCUGUGACAGAAGGCCAGCACGUGCUGGUCCACAAACGACUUGAGCAAACCAGCACGUCUCUCGAGGCGGCACUUAAAGUUGUGGAGAAGAAGUUGGCUCAGGAAGAUCCAGCAGACAGGGGCAUUAACACAGUGAAGUUAGCUGGGAACAUUCUUGAUGAUAUUGGGAACAUGUUCGAUGAUCUUGCUGACCAGCUGGAAGCCAUGUUGGAUUGACCUACUGUAAUUCCUACAGGUAUAACCUUUGUGUUGGGCCUUCACAUUGGAGCUUCUGGAUGUUUUAGACGUGCAAUGUCUAACUUUUCACACUUUGUUUACGCACUUUGGUGGUCCUGCUUACAAGUAUUGGUUUUAACAGUUGAAUUCAUUUACCCAAUUUAAGAUACCAGUAGUAACGUACUGUUGGCUGGAUCGUGCCUCAAAUUUCCAAAAGAUCCACUCAAGAACUUGCAAUAUCCCUUACCAAACUGUUGCUUUCUGCAUCUUUGUCUCACUCGGACAGAACGUAUCUGCAAUGAAGACUGCAGAAUGUCAGCACUUACUGUUCAGAUCUACUGUGCUAAAGCUCUUUCAACAGAGACGCUUUAAUUUCCUGUUGUGCUCAGAUCAAGACUCACAGUUGGCCUCUAGCGAAUGGAUAUACUGUGUAAAAUCUAAGUGAGAUACAACCUGCUUCAAGUGCUCUGAGAUUCAUCACUCUUCAAUUUUGUUUUCUGUAGACUGAAAGAUCCUUUAUUCUCUGUUCAAAAGCAGUAAUACAGCUGAUCAAAAACAUAACCAAGAAAAUGAUUGAUUUAUUAAUGACCCAAACUUCAUGGACCAAGUAUGAUUGACUGUACUGUAACUUUAACUAUUAAAAAAGGUCCAUGUCCUGCCAACAGAUUCAGUGUUAUACAGUAUAUUUUUAGUUGUAUGUUUCAACCUUUGCAUAAGAAUUCAACUAGAGCUUAACAUGUUAAGAAAAUGACUUUUCUUAGCAUAUUAAUAGUAUAUUUUGACAACCAUUGUGUUUUGGGAAAGAGAAACAUUUAAUGCAUUACAUCUAUUAUAUAUUUUUGUACCAGAAUGAUAAUUUAUUGGGUUUGUCAGGUUAAAAAGGGACAGUCCCUCUUUGUGAAUUCUGUCACUCUGACUGAAAUUGACAAGCAAAAAUAGAAACUGUUGCACUAUGUUUUUAGGCUCAGCUGACCAAAAGGGAACUUUUAUUUUAAUAAAAUGGGGCCCAUGUGGUUAAAACACACAAAAACAUCACCAAACUAUGAUCUGGUAUAUGUUCAAAUGGAGCAUUCAUUUAUAUUCACUUCUGACUCUUGUGCACAUUUACCAUCUUUAUGUAGUGUAUGAACUAUGCAUCUUUUAUUGGAUGAAUUUAUUUCUGCAUGUACUAUACACUGGCAGGACGACCAGUACUUGACUGAAAGAGACCUUUCUCAAAUUGUUUAAUUGGAAUGACAUUGUUCAAAAUAAUUGUAUAUGUAAUAACUGCAAAAAGACCAGACCAUCCUGUUCUUGCAUGCUUUUUUUUUCUUUCCAAGUAACAAUCUGGAAUUACAGGUUUUGUAUUAUGUGGCAUAAUGAUAUUUUAAUGGACUUUAUGAAAACAGCACUGCUGGUGCUACGGUAUCAUUUAAAUGAGCACUGUGUACUUUAUUUCCCAAGUUCAUUCCUUACUGCAGUGCUUUGUGUGGCAUAGCGCUGUCAAAAACUAAAGACACGUGAUCUGUUGCUUUGCCUGAUUGGGGCCAUCAGUAUCAUACAGUAAGUAUAAAUAGACCUCUAAUUCAUUCAUUUGAACUACUUUGAAGUAUUAUGUUUAAUAAAAUAAAAUUGUCAAGAGAUCAAUCCUCAGACUACUCAUGUCAAAGUGGCUCUAACAUUUGUUUUAUUAUGUAGUGCCGGCUCAUUGAAACUGUCCCUUGAACUCGUGGGAUAGAAAUU
Molecule: messenger RNA, 5609 nt
Organism: Sinocyclocheilus anshuiensis
Lineage: Eukaryota; Metazoa; Chordata; Actinopteri; Cypriniformes; Cyprinidae
Product: caskin-2-like
Exons: 21
Coding region: 21-3887 (1288 amino acids)
Molecular function (GO): protein binding
Source: RefSeq, a predicted model, not a curated record